GUAUCAUUCUCAUCAAAACUGGAUUUAGCAAAAUAACCUGGAAUAAUAUUAACUGAGCGGCAACUGAUAUCUUGAUGCUGUAUGAUGAAUAAUGAGCAUUGGAUGGUAACACUACAGAAAAUUUUCUAUCCAUUUUUGGCUGUUAUUGGAAUCCCAUCAAAUGUACUCACACUACUAAUUUUCUGGAAAAGAGAUUGUGGGCUUUCACCAUCUUGCCGUUGUUACAUGAUAGCAAUGUCUAUAGCAGAUACAAUGGUCCUCUUCCACAUCGUCAUCCUUGAACUAAUUCUGCAACAUUUUACAACUGAACCUUUUUGGAACAGAGCUCCUUGGUGUAUGAUUAGGGAUGUACUAAGUUUUGGAGCUUACAACUCAUCUGUCUGGCUGGUGGUCUGCUUCACCAUCGAACGUUUUAUUGCAAUUACGACACUGUGGCGUAAAUCCAGGUUAUGUAGUAAAAAAUGCACUCUUUAUGUGAUAUGCUCUGUCUUUAUCCUCAGUCACCUUUUUUCUAUACCAUAUUAUUGGGCUAAUGAGUCUAAGCUAAUAAAUGAAACUGGAAGCUUUAAGUGUAUCUACCACACUGGUCGAUCAAGGCUAUAUGUAGAAAGUCUGGUGUGGUUCCAAAACACGCUUGUGUAUAUCUUGCCCUACAUUAUCAUCUUCACGCUUAAUGCUUUAGUGUUAAGACAAAUUUGCCACCACAACAAAAUCCACUGUGAAGGUCAAGACAGCAGAAGUUCGAGAAGUUUUCCUCAUAUAAAAAAGCAUAGAGUGAAAUCAGUGGUGCUUCUAGUGACCAUUUCAUUGACUUUUGUCUACUUGUGCACCACAAGAUUUGUCACACAAAUCAUUAUCAAGACAAUGCAUUACAAAAUAGAAAGAAAAGAUUACAGUAAGAUUAUCAAUGUUGCUGCUGACAUUGGAACCAUGCUGGACCUCACAAACACUGCAAUCAAUAUGUAUCUGUAUGCCUGUACCCAAUCCAGGUUUCGAAAAGAGUUACGGGAGAUGUUAAAAAUAAGGACAAAUCCAUGCAGAACGGACCUUCUGCACGCUAAUAUUCAUGGGAUCUUUCAGAUUUCAUCUAGAAAACUCUGUUGUAGGUCACAGAACAUGGUUUCUUAAUAAAGUGUGUCUCUUGAUAAAUCUGUAUGAAUUUUAGUAAGACUUAUCAGUGUCCAUCAAACAUUAACAAUAAUUUAAUAA
Molecule: messenger RNA, 1209 nt
Organism: Rana temporaria (common frog)
Lineage: Eukaryota; Metazoa; Chordata; Amphibia; Anura; Ranidae
Product: probable G-protein coupled receptor 139
Exons: 2
Coding region: 82-1128 (348 amino acids)
Biological process (GO): G protein-coupled receptor signaling pathway
Cellular component (GO): membrane
Molecular function (GO): G protein-coupled receptor activity
Source: RefSeq, a predicted model, not a curated record